Molecule: messenger RNA, 822 nt
Organism: Macrobrachium nipponense
Lineage: Eukaryota; Metazoa; Arthropoda; Malacostraca; Decapoda; Palaemonidae
Product: acyl-CoA dehydrogenase family member 11-like
Molecular function (GO): acyl-CoA dehydrogenase activity
Source: RefSeq, a predicted model, not a curated record
UAUUGGUUAAAAAUGGCGUCUAGAUAGCUAUCCCCGUAGGCGCAAGUGAUUGGCGACCAUAGUUUGUGAUAUCAUCUGGUCUUCUGGUCAAACCAAGAAUGUUGUCUCAUCAUCGAGGACCUAUAAAAUUGGCAACAAGACUCCUGUCUGUCUCAAAUAAUGCAAGAUGGGUCUCGACCACAACUUAUGGAAGUCAACAUGUUGUAUCCCAGCACAAGAAAGAUGUAAAACCAAACACCCUGAGUGUCGAAGAACUUAAAGACAAGCUCCGCGUCCAGUUUUCUCGAGCAAAGUUAGGUCGAUUCACCCAGACACCCCCACAUCAGGAGAACCUUUUCACAAACAACGCUUUCCUCACGUCAUAUCUGACUAGAAUCUUACCUGGUGACGUGAAAAAUGCCAUCUGGGGCGAUCUGACUCGUUUUGGCCAAAGGGCCGUCACUGAUAUCUAUCCUUUGGGCAAAGAAUGCGAAGUCAGCCAGCCCUAUGUUCGCACUUUCAAUGCCUGGGGCAACAGGACAGAUGAACUGGUAACCUGUAGUGCAUGGAAACAGUUGAAAGCAGUUUCAGCGGAAGAGGGAUUAAUAGCGACUGCGUAUGAAGGAAAUUAUGGAGAGUACGACCGUCUUUACCAGAUGGUUAAACUGGCUAUAUUUUCACCUGUUUCUGGUCUCUAUUCUUGUCCACUUGCCAUGACAGAUGGUGCAGCCAAAUCAGCAAAGAUGAUCAAGUCACCUCACUUGCAAAGAGCCUAUAUGCAUCUCACAUCUCGUGACCCCAAGAUGUUUUGGACGUCCGGACAGUGGAUGACAGAGAAAAGAG